This is a messenger RNA of Toxotes jaculatrix (banded archerfish), 5491 nucleotides long. RefSeq names its product mitogen-activated protein kinase kinase kinase 2 (gene map3k2). The transcript is spliced from 17 exons. Bases 361 to 2304 code for a protein of 647 amino acids. Gene Ontology annotation, biological process: protein phosphorylation. The record is from RefSeq and is a predicted model, not a curated record. Gene Ontology annotation, molecular function: protein binding; ATP binding; protein kinase activity. Lineage: Eukaryota; Metazoa; Chordata; Actinopteri; Toxotidae.
UUAACGGAACUGUGGGGGCAACAGCGAGCGGAGCUACCGUCAACCAGCGUGUAAAGUGCAACAGAAUGAAAGCUGUCCAUUAACUCUGCAUUUUCACUGCCGCGCAGACACGGGGAUACGUUGUCAGAUAAGCCAUUAUCUUGUCAUUUUUCUGCCUGGAGAGAUCCGCCGGGAUAAGCUGACAGCCGUCGGGCCUCGUCGUCGCGGCCCAGCAGGACUCGAGUGAAGUUGAGAGCGGACUGCCAAACUUCUGCUUCCUCCAGCAGCUCUCCGCAGGGCCCGGGGCUCCUGUCACCGGCCCUGUGGAUGAGGAAGUGAGAACGAAUCUAAUCAGCCCCCCAGGAGAAAGGAAUCCCUUUGAUGGGAGAAUCCUCUUUCCUGGCCUCCUGGGUCAAUCGCCGUGCCACGAUGAUGGAUGAGCAGGAGGCGCUGAACUCAAUCAUGCAGGACUUGGCCGAACUGCACCGCUCUAGCCGUCCUGCCAUGUUCCUGUCGGACCUGGGCAAACCCAAAGCCUCCUCGCCCAAGAACCAGAAUGACGUCAGGGUGAAGUUCGAGUUCAAAGGGGAGAAGAGGAUUUUGCAGUUCCCUCGACCUGUCAAGCUGGAGGACCUGAGGUCAAAAGCUAAAGUGGCUUUCGGUCAGACAAUGGACCUCCACUACACCAACAAUGAGUUGGUGAUUCCACUGACCACUCAGGACGACCUGGACAAGGCCGUGGAGCUGCUGGAUCGCAGUGUUCACAUGAAGAGCCUGAAGAUCCUCCUGGUGCUCCAGGUGUCCUCUCAGAACUCUUCCUCCAAUAUGGACCUCUUACCGUCCCACGAGGAGCUGGACAACACGGGAUUCAGGGUCACUGACAAGAAGAGUAUGCUGGCUUUGAUAGGCUCCCAUUCAACGGAUCGCAGCUCUCCUCCUCCAGGAUACAUUCCCGAUGCUCUCCAGCAGGUGGCGAGGAACGGCUCCUUCACCAGCAUCAACAGCGAGGGAGAGUUCAUUCCUGAGAGCAUGGACCAGAUGUUGGACCCACUGUCCAUGAGCAGCCCGGAGAACUCAGCAUCUGGAAGUUGUCCCUCUUUAGACAGUCCACUGGACAGUGACUACCCAAAGUCCAGGAUGCCUAGAGCCCAGAGUUACCCAGAUAACCACCAGGACUUUCCAGAGUAUGAUAUCCCGGUGUUUGAGAAGUCGGGGAAAGGGGGAACGUAUCCUCGGCGAUAUGGCAUUCCCUUUGGCCUUCAAGACUAUAGUGAUGGGAGGAAGACCUUCCCUCGAGCUCGGCGAACGCAGGUCCACGGCUUCCGCUCACCGGUCAGCUUCAGUCCGACCGAGCAGUCGCCCAGCACCAGCAGCGGCAGCAGUGUCUUCACCCCUGACCUGGAGGAGGCCCCGGGACCUGCCAGAAGGCCCCGAAGGGGCAGCGACAUUGAGCCCAAUCCCAAUCCGACUACUGCUCCCACCCUCUCCGUCAUGGACAUCAGUCCGCCCAGCCGCUCUCCACGUGCUCCGACCAACUGGCGGCUGGGAAAGCUGCUGGGUCAGGGUGCCUUCGGACGGGUUUUCCUCUGUUACGAUGCAGAUACUGGACGGGAACUGGCAGUCAAACAAGUCCAGUUUGACCCGGAGAGUCCUGAGACCAGCAAGGAGGUGAGCGCGUUGGAGUGUGAAAUCCAGCUUCUGAAGAACUUGUGCCAUGAGCGGAUUGUGCAGUACUACGGCUGUCUGCGAGACACGAUGGAGCGGACGCUCUCCAUUUUCAUGGAGUACAUGCCUGGCGGUUCCAUUAAGGACCAGCUGAAGUCGUAUGGAGCGCUGACGGAAAACGUGACGCGCCGCUACACCCGGCAGAUCCUGGAAGGGGUUUCCUACCUGCACAGCAACAUGAUCGUUCACAGGGACAUCAAAGGAGCCAACAUCCUCCGUGACUCGGUGGGUAACGUGAAGCUGGGAGACUUCGGGGCCAGCCGGCGGCUGCAGACCAUCUGCCUGUCAGGAACAGGCAUCAAGUCUGUGACUGGCACUCCGUACUGGAUGAGCCCGGAAGUGAUCAGUGGAGAGGGCUACGGCAGGAAGGCCGACAUCUGGAGCGUUGGCUGCACCGUUGUGGAGAUGCUGACCCAACGACCUCCAUGGGCAGAGUUUGAGGCCAUGGCAGCCAUCUUUAAGAUUGCCACCCAGCCUACUAACCCGGUUCUCCCCGCCCACGUGUCGGACCACUGCCGAGAGUUUCUCAAACGGAUCUUUGUGGAGACCAAGCAGCGUCCGUCUGCUGAUGAGCUACUGAGGCACAUCUUUGUACAUUAACCCGACCCCUGAACCUUUAAACCCCCACCUGCCUGCCGAACUGCCAGAUACGGCCUUACCUGAUGGGGCGUCCCUGCCUCUGACCCCGCUCCCUCCACCUCCAAGCUGAAACCACAUUAGACCAGGAAGAACUGGCUGGAUGAAGGUGAGGUGUGUCGGCGGAGGGUGGCGCGUACCUGCUCCUCCUGUCUCUGUUUGUAUGAGACUGCCAUAGAGGACAUGAAUUCUUCUUUCAUUUCUCUCCUCAAGUUGCACCUUAAUUUGUCAGAACGGAGGGGCUGAGCACUUCCUCCUGAAGCGUUGUAAAACGACUAUUUGAAAAUGUCUCCUUUUUUAUGUUUGUACGGCGUCUCUCUUCAAACGUUUUGGAGUGGGAUAGUGUUGGUGUUGUGGACCUACAGGAGGUGCCUGACUCUCGAGUGGCUCUGCUCCCCCAUCUCGCUGACCCGACCCCAGAAUGUAGUUUCCUGCCAAAACCCAGAGCGAUGGUGGUGACCUGUGCCCGCUGCUAUAGACAGAACUAAAUCCCUGAUGCAGAGAACACUCCCCAAGAACAGUUUCCACUCACCUUCUGGUCUGGUCUCUCAGAUGAAAUGUUUUGUCUCUGCUUUACUGUCUGUAAACUACCUUCCCUCCUCCCUUUCUCCCCCAUCUUCGUUCUUUGCCGUGUGCCUUUUCUGUUUUUGAACGCAGUGUAGGAGUGAGUCUUGAGUUUGUGGAUAAUCUCCGUUGUUCUUAGUUGCAAUAGUUCUCAGUGUUGUUUUGCCUCCUGGGUGAACUGCCUUCGCCCCGUUAGCCCAAAUCCAGCUGGUCUCAGCUCAGCUAAUGUCCGGUUCUGCCUUUUCUGUAUCAGACUCCAGCUCAGCUCAUUUUGGUUUGUUUACCUGGAAACCAAAUACCCAGAGUUCAGAGUUUUUGCUUGAGAAACUUGCCGUGCUGGUUUAAUAGUGAAAUGUUUACCAACCGGUACUGAGACGAGGACUGGCUCUUCUGCUUCCGUCUUUAGAGACGGGAACGGGAUCCAGAUGUGUCCAUUGUUUCUCUUCUAAUGCAGCCUUUUCUCUACGUGAAGCACUGAGAUCAAAGGUCGGCGUUUGAAGAGCACUGAUGCUGCGAGGCAGGAAGCUCACAGUUGAUUGGCCAGAUCUGGCUGUAUGACGCUGUCCCUCUGUUGUCAGCUUUAUCGCUCAGUAGAUUUCCGACUGUGUGUGUGAGGUGCAGAGCUGUAAGCUGCUCAUCGUUUAACCAACAGGUACAUUUACAGCUGAAAUGUCUCUUCAUGCUCCGCUGCUGCUGCAGUCGGUACCUUUAUGUUCUCCAGCCAAGGCAACACUGAGCCGUAUCAGAGCACCUUACUGCGUCAGAUGUCUGGUGUCGUGUUCUCACAGGAAGUCGUUUACAGUUUGUCACAGAGCUUCGUCGACCGCGGCCUCUGUCUUUGCCAAAUCAGAUGCAUCAACGUUAACUCGUCACUUUAGCCAAACCACAGCGUGCGUCUCCUCGGGCCGAGCUUCAGCAAUGUCUGCCUGUUGAAUGUGACUGAUGACGUAGAGCUCGUUCGUCGCGUUGGCUCCAUGACUAUGCACCAGUAAGCUGCAGGAUUAAACCAGUUCUCGACAACCGGUGACACCUCGGCUGAUGUUGGCCGUCGUCAGUCUGAUUAUUAAACAGAUCCAUGUAGAAAAAUGUCUUUAAACCGCUUCAAUGUUUUGAUGUUAAUCAGACACAGAAUGAUCAGACGCUUAUUAAAGGUGCAGUCAGUAAUAUUUCAGUGGCUCUUCACACAAAUUACCUGGAAAAUGUUGCUGGAUUUUUUUUAGCAGAUUCACUUACUCCUCCUUUACUUCCCACCAUGCACUCUGCUCCUGGUUUAUUUUCUCCAAAACCUUCGUGAAGCACACUGAACCUUUACCCAGCCACUCCGUGGUAAACGUCUGCCCAUUUCCACAAGCUUCUUCACUUGUUGCUAACGUUACUGGCACCGCCUCGUUUGAUUUGUCUUUUAUUACCUGCCAGUAUGAAAUGUAAUCUUGGUGGGUUUUGAUACGCACAUGUCGCUGUGAUGCUCUGUAGAAUCUACAAACAAAAACGUGUGGGCUCAUGGAAGAAAACAUGCAUAUGCAGAUGUUGCAGUAAUUUUACUGGUAGCACCUUUUAAAGGCGGGUUUGAAAGCAGUAGCUUCUCCUUGGCCUUGCUCAUCCUCUGCUCAUCAAGUCUUGACUCAUGCAGGACCAGUCAGGGGGUGAUUCAGAGGCCCUGACCAGGAAACACACUCUCAGCCUUUAUCACAGUUCCAGAUUUUCCCUGAAGGCACUUAAACACGUCUCUGUGGUAGAUUUUCAGCUGCGGUCGUGUGUCUGUGUUAGGUUGACACAGGUUGUGGAAACAGAAACGAACUUCCUCCACUCACAUUAUGCAUUUUUUUUAAACUGCCCCAAACAAAGCUCCUGAAAAGAGGAAAUCGUGAUGGAAUAUUUGCGAAUCAGCGUCCUGUCACAUAAACAGAAGUGGCUGUAUUGAGUUUGAGGUGGCGUUGAGUAAACUGUCUGGCACAGAUGGAGAUUUGGUCGGAAAUGCCGCCAGCACUGGUAAAACUUUGAUACGCACUACCAUGAUGCACUAUGGCUUAUUCACUGAUGCUUUUUCACGAUUCCUCGUCAGCUGUCGCUCGUGCAGCUCGGUUCAGCGACCUUUUCUUUGCACAUUUUAAAGACUAUUUUUUAUUUUUACACGAGUGAGUGUGUGUGUGUGUGUGUGUGUGUGUGUGUGUGUGUGUGUGUGUGUGUGUGUGUGUGUGUGUGUGUGUGUGUUGAUGGUUCAGUUAGCGAUGACCUGUACAUGAAUGUCAUUUUUACCGUCAGAUGGCCUCGUUCACCACAGUGGAUUAACUCUUCGGUACCAGUAUUCGCCACCUGCAAACGCCAAGAUACACCUGUAGUUCUCUCUUUAGUGUCUAAAGCCACUGCUGCCACUCCUGGAUGUGUGUGUGUGUGUAAUUUGUAUGAGUGUGUGUGUGCGAGUUUGUAAACGUGCAUUUACUGCGAUUUGUGCUCAUUGGACACUGCGCCCAAAAUGCCUUGAGCAUUCUGACUGUAGGGGGUGAGAACAUUAAAAUAAUAAUUAAAAUAAAAUAAAAAUAAAAAAAAAAUCAUGUACAAAUGUAUAAAAUGAAAAUGUACCCUUUUU